AUGCAGGUCAAAGGCGUAAUCAUUGCUCUUCUGGGCAUCUCUGCCAUUACAGAAGCUGCUGUCGUCCAAAAACGACACCCCCUGGCUCGCGCUCUCCAACGACGACAAUUCGGCGGCGGUCGAUUUGGAGGUGGUGGCCGUGGGGGAGGUGGUGGCGGAAACAACGGUGGUCAGGGCAACAACGGCGGAAACAACGGUGGUCAGGGCAACAACGGCGGAAACAACAACGGCCAGGCCAAUAACGGCGGCAACAACGGCGGCAACAAUAAUGGAGGCAACAACGGCGGUAAUAACGGAGGCGGCGGCGGUGGCGGCAACACUCUGGACGCCAACGCCGUGCAAACUGGUUCGCAGCAAGAUGGCAACAACCCUGGAUCGGAUGAGCAAGCUGCCUCUGCAACGGAUGACAACAACUUCAUCAACUUCUGUGCUGGCCAGACACUCACCAAUGGAGAGCAAAACCGGGACGGCUCAUGCAACGGUAUUCCUAUGGGGAAGAUUCCCGGAGCCAAUAACAUGGUUUCUUCAGUCUUUACAUCACCUCAAAACGGCGACAACGUUGAAGCCAAUCAAGACUUUGAUAUCUCAGUCCAGUUUAUCAACUUUGCGCCUGGCUCGUUCACUAAUGCAACAACCACCUACUAUUCUGCUCCCCAGGACCUCGACGGUGGUGGUAACAUCAUCGGUCAUACCCACGUCACUGUCCAGGACACUGGCGAUAGUCUGAACCCUACUCAGCCUUUGGACCCUCAGCAGUUUGCCUUCUUCAAGGGUAUCAACGAUGCUGGUAACGGCCAAGGUCUCCUCACUGCCAAGGUUGACGGCGGUCUGCCUGCCGGUAACUACCGUAUCUGCAGUAUGUCUGCCGCUUCCAACCAUCAGCCAGUCCUCAUGCCUGUUGCUCAGAGAGGAGCACAGGAUGACUGCAUCCGUAUCACUGUUGGAGGUGGCAACGGCGGCGGCGGCGGCGGCAAUAACGGAGGCAACAAUGGCGGUAAUGGUGGUAACAACGGAGGUCAAGGCGGUAACAAUGGAGGUAACAACGGAGGUCAAGGUGGUGGCCAGAACGGCGGCAACCAAGGUGGCCAAGGUGGUGAUCAAAACGGAGGCCAGAACGGUGGUGACCAAGCAGCUGAUGCCGGUGGUGACCAGAACGCUGGCGGCCAAGGUGGUGAUCAGAAUGGAGGUCAGGGAGGUGAUCAGAAUGGAGGCCAGAACGGUGGUGACCAAGCAGCUGAUGCCGGUGGUGACCAGAAUGCUGGCGGCCAAGGUGGUGAUCAGAACGGCGGCCAAGGCGGCGACCAAAACGGAGGUCAGGGAGGAGAUCAAGGCGGCGACCAAAACGGAGGUCAGGGAGGAGAUCAAGGCGGCCAAGGUGGUGACCAGAAUGGCGGCGGUGGUCAGGGAGGUCAAGGUGGUCAGGGCGGCCAAGGCGGUAACGGAGGUGGUGGCGGUUUCGGCCGCGGCGGCUUCGGUGGUUUCCAAGCGGCUUCAGCAGGGGAUGGGUCUGGCAACAAGACGGCCUCAGCAGCAUGA
Fusarium proliferatum ET1 is the source of this 1536-nucleotide messenger RNA. RefSeq lists its product as uncharacterized. The record is from RefSeq and is a predicted model, not a curated record. The coding region runs from base 1 to 1536 and encodes 511 amino acids. The transcript has 3 exons. Lineage: Eukaryota; Fungi; Ascomycota; Sordariomycetes; Hypocreales; Nectriaceae.